AUGAGUAACUCUUUAAACCUACCUCAGGGUCUAAUAUCCCAACAUAAUACUAUCGCCAACACUGAUGAAUUGCAAAAGAUGAUGAACUAGUAUCAAUAGAAGACUGCUGGUGGUGCCAAUUUCAAUGGCGGUCAUAUUUCUCAGCAUUAUAAUCAAGACUAAGGCAGUGGUUUAGGCCAAAAGAACCUUUCAGCUGACAAUAAUGAGUCUGAAGAUGCAAAAUCAAAACGUCGUUCAAAGAAUGAUGUUGAUGGAAGAGACUUCAAAUGCAAGUAUUGCGACAAGACGUAUCUUAGCUAUCCCGCACUAUACACCCAUAUGAAAUAAAAACACUCAAAGGGGCCUGAUGGCGAGGUUCGUACACCACCAACUAGUGGGAGAGGUCGUGGAAGACCUAGAAAAAAUAGUGAGGAAUACUUUAAUGCUCCUGAGAGAAAAGGAGGUCCCACUGAUGUUCUCAACCACUUUGACUAAGUCUAUGAUUAACUCUUUAAAGGAGACAAAAACUACAAAACUUUCUCUGAUUAUCCAAUUUACAAAUAACUGGUCUAAUUUUCAAAUAAAUAAGAUUCAAAGGGACAUGGCGGCAGAUAAGAUGAUGGAGUUAGCAAUCCUAAUGGAGCUAACGAAGAAGAGAAACUAGCCAACUCAGGCAACCAGAAAAAAUGGCAAAGAAACUACGAAAACUUGAAUGAUAAUGAUAGAUAAGCAAUGUAUGUAGAUGAAAUUUUCGCACUUUAUUUGUUUAAGAUCUCUUAAAAGGUAAAUGAUGCCUUUUAUAAGAUUGUGCUAACUUAUGUGAUACUAUUCAGAGAAUGCUUGAAUGAGAUCGGCUGGUAAAAGAAAAUCGAAAGCGAGGGCAUUAAGAUUGAGGAAGAUGAAUCCUUAAGACAUAAGAUUCAAACAGAUCAGUUCUGUUUAGUAAACAAUGCUGAGCACGCCCCAGAGAUUUGCAAUGAAUUCGUUACUGUAUACAUGGAACAAAAGAGAGGAAGCUUUGAGAUAACCAAGCCUGAUCAGAUAGAUCUCACAAUAAACCUCUGUCACUGGCUAUUUGAGAAUCAAUUCACUUGUUCAAAACUAACUAUGAUUUCAUGA
This is a messenger RNA of Stylonychia lemnae, 1098 nucleotides long. Lineage: Eukaryota; Ciliophora; Spirotrichea; Sporadotrichida; Oxytrichidae. The record is from the annotation of a GenBank genome assembly.